Ustilago hordei is the source of this 4713-nucleotide messenger RNA. RefSeq lists its product as uncharacterized. Gene Ontology annotation, molecular function: histone H3K9 demethylase activity; histone H3K36 demethylase activity. Bases 1 to 4713 code for a protein of 1570 amino acids. Gene Ontology annotation, cellular component: nucleus. The record is from RefSeq and is a predicted model, not a curated record. Gene Ontology annotation, biological process: chromatin remodeling. Lineage: Eukaryota; Fungi; Basidiomycota; Ustilaginomycetes; Ustilaginales; Ustilaginaceae. The transcript has a single exon.
AUGUCGUUCUCAGACACGGCUCUUGCCGCUCCCCUACCCACAACAGAGGCAGCCGCUACAACAAAGCAGUCUGAUCUGGUAUCAAACAUUCCAGCCCCGUCCCCACGUCUUGCCCAGCUCGACAUUGUUGCAGCCUCUGCAUCUUCGCCUUCCAAUGAUAUGUCGCCAGCGCAUCCCGCAACAGAUUCGAGCCGUCACUCCACCCCGGCCACAUCGGCGGCAGGUUCCGACCACGCUCAGUCCACAUCACAGCAACCCAACGAGCUUGCUUCAACAAUAGCAUCUAAGCUAGCUCCUCAGCCCACAACAACCCAGCCAACCAUACCGAACAUGCCUGCACCGCAAAGUCUACCCGAGCCAACAACUUCUCCACCAUCUUCACUGCAGCAGGCACAGGAGCAGCAACAGUCGCAAGAGCAGCAUCAACAGUCGCAAGAGCAGCAACAGUCGCAAGAUCAGCCUCAAGAGUCACGUCAGGAGGCCAAGCAGCUUGAAGAGCAUCCUCUUGCUUCGAUCCACCCUGCCUACUUCUACCCCACCGAUGCUUCUGCUUCUUCUUCUCACGAUGGCAUCCCUGUCUUCGAGCCCACCAUGCAGCAGUUCCAAGAUUUCUACGCUUUCUGCCAGGCUAUCGAUAGCUGGGGCAUGCAGUCCGGCAUUGUCAAGGUAGUCCCACCCAAGGAAUGGCGCGACGCCCUUCCCGACCUUCGACCCGAGCUCAACAGGCCUCCUCCUCGCCCAUCUGCAUCCGACGAGGAGCAGCAGGCAGAAGAGCUCGCCGACCUCUCCAAGGUUCGCAUUCGCAAUGCCAUCGUCCAGCACUUUACUCCUGCAGGCUCCGGUGUCUGGCGUCAGACCAAUAUCACCCGUACAGCAAAGAUCUGGAAUGCCAAGCAGUGGGCGGACGCAUGUCUCUCUGACGGUCAAAAGGGUCCUGAGAUGGAUCGCAUGAAGUGGAAGGUCGAAGUUGAAGGCCUAUCCAACGGCGGUUGGGGGCCCAAGAACAUUGGCAUCAAGGACAGCGCCACCUCUUUUAUCCUCGAAGAAGACGGUGUUCGAACGAGAAGUGGCAAAGCCCGUCCGUCAGAGCCAAAGCCAUCUCUCAAGCGCAAGCCUGCUGACGGAGAGGAAGCCACUUCAACUCAACAGACGCAAGAUGACCAGCAAAGCAACCAGGAUGCAGAAGCCUUUACGUCUCCUCCUCCAUCUGCCACUUUGCCCUCUUCACCUGAACGUCGCUCACAACGACUCGUCCAAAACAGUCCACAGGCUACUCCUUCUGCCUCCUCUCGAGAUGCAUGGCCCGUCAAGAAAAAGAACUGGGAGGCAGAGGCUACCACACCGGACGAAUGGCGCGCUUUCGACUACCAGAACUGUUGGCGCAAGGAAGCGCUCUCGAGCGAGCAACUCAGUGCGCUGAACAGCAACCAGCAGACCGCAUCAACCAGCAAGGCCAACGGCUCUGCCGAAUUCUCCUCCUCAACAACUACAACACCACAAGACAAAGAUGCAUCAGCCACACCACCUACGCUUCCCUCGCCUUCCGACUGGACUCCGGAAAUAUGCAGAGAGAUCGAGAGCGAGUAUUGGCGCAGUCUCAACUUUGGUAAGCCUCCAAUGUACGGUGCCGACCUCAAGGGCACUCUCUUUGACGAUCGCACCAAGCACUGGAAUGUAGGCAAGCUCGACAAUCUGCUCAACCGUCUUCGUCUCAAGCGCAAGCUGCCCGGUGUCAACACUCCCUAUCUCUACUGGGGCAUGUGGCGAGCCACCUUCGCAUGGCACGUGGAGGAUAUGGAUCUCUACUCGAUCAACUACAUCCACUUUGGUGCACCAAAGCAGUGGUAUGCUAUUCGACAAGCCGAUCGACAGCGAUUCGAGUCGGCAAUGGCCGGUGCUUUCCCCUCGGAUUCACGUCGCUGCCCUCACUUCAUGCGUCACAAGUCCUACCUCGCUUCUCCUUCCUUCCUUGCAUCGCACGGUAUCCGACCGCUCAAACUCGUCCACAAUGCCGGCGAGUUUGUCAUUACCUAUCCUUAUGGCUACCACUCUGGCUUCAACCUUGGCUACAACUGUGCCGAGAGUGUUAACUUUGCCCUCGAGUCGUGGCUCGAUAUCGGUCGCAAAGCCAACUACUGCCACUGUGAUCAGUCGCAAAACAGCGUUCGCAUCGACGUCGAUGCCAUGCUGGACGAGAGCAAGGAGAUGGAGGAGCUCGACCGUAAGCGAGAGUUGCGGCGUGCUAAGGAAGACCCCACCGUUCGCGCUCUCGAAGAGGAAGAACUCGAGAAGCGCAGAAUCAAGAACGAAAAGGCCAAGGAGCGAAGGAGGCUCAAGAAGGGAGCUGAGGAGGCUCCAGCUGGUCUCGCCCUUCCUCUGCCCUUUCAAGGAGGCGAGGACUUCUACGUCGAUCCAAAGGAAUCCGCUUUUAGUCCAUGCGUGUUCUGUCCAGCCAAUGUCCACACCGACUUGGUGUCUACGCCUGCCGACAUUCCUUCCACCAACCCCAAACUCAAGGCUAUGGCCGGACGACACGCGCAUCGACUAUGCGCUAGUUUUGUUCCCGAGACGUGGGUGGGCAAGCAAGGCAAGGCAGAUGUCGUUUGCGGUAUCGAGGGUAUCGACAAGGCUCGCUUCUCGCUCAAGUGCCAAAUCUGCUCCAACACCAAUCUGCAGAAGCUGUACCCCAAGAUUCAAUGCACACGUGGCAAGUGCCCGCGCUCAGCCCACGUCAGUUGUGCGCUGGUCGAAGACAACGGCUGGUUCGUUGAUGUUGUUGCUGGAGAGACAGCCGAUCGUCUCGAAAGCAAGAAGGAAGUACCCGCUGCCAAGGUUCAUCAGACGGACGGAUUGGAAGAUGGUGAACGUCUUGUGGUGCUCUGCAAGACGCAUAACCCCCUCUUCCGCGAGGCUGAAGAGGCUCGCAAGGCUGAAGCACUGCGUGAACGUAUCUACGCUUUGCCUUGCCCCGGGAUGGUCAAGAUCAGGACUUCAGGUGGCAUGUUCCAGGCGCUCAUGGUGGAAGUGCGUGAAGAUGAGGACGAGAUCAUUAUCGAGGACGAGGGUCGUCCGAGUGCAGUCAAGUUCCAGCAGAUCAUCUUGGAUUCGCCAUCUGAGACUCCACCUGUCAAAGAGGAGUCCAUCACCAACAAUGGCGAUGCUACAGCAACUGCGCCGCCAGCCGAGAAGGGUGAUGCCGAUGCCCCUCCGGUGAAGCGCAGAAGGAAGCAAAGCGAAAAGGCCAGUGCAGCUGCAAAGGCUGCAAGCGAAGAAGCAGUCGAGGCUGCCAUUCUUGCCGAAGCGAAUGCUGCAGCUCAAGCUGAGGCCAUCCAGCGCCCUCGCAAGUCACGAGCAAAAGUGGCGGCAGCAGUAUCGCAAGCAGAUGCUGAAGCACAGGCAAUGUUGGAGGCUGCAGAAUCGCUCAGCUCUGUUGCAGGCAAGAAGGGCAAGAAGGAUGAGAAGGCGGAAGCGGGUGCAGCUGAGCUGAAGCCCAAGCCAAAGCGACAGCCAAAGAAGAAGGCACAAGCUGGUCAGCCAGCGAACGGUGAUGUAGUGGCGGCACCCGCGCCUUUCGAUGCUCAGCAGCAGCCGCAGCUCGGUUCGGAAGUAGCAUGGCCUGGCCAUCCCAUGCAGCAAGCAGGGAUGCAGGCUCCGCAGCCGCAGCUUCCACAACCACCCAAGCGUGGUCCUCGUGCAACCUAUGCCGCUCAGCCACCGAACGCCCAGCAGCAGCAGCAAUACCCAGAGCAACACCCUCACUACAAGUACACGCAACACCUGCAGCAGCAGCAGCAGCAGCAGCAGCAACACCAGCAGCAGCACCACCACCACCACCAGCAACCUCACCCGCAAUAUGGCAUGGACUAUGGACAGAUGCAUCGCAACCAGCAAGAUCCUCCAUCGUCGGGCGAGUACGGGCAGUACCCUAACCAGUACGCGCCUGGUCAUCCCCUCCCCUACUCCUCCAGUGGUAGAGAAUACGACCCUGAAGCAGCCGAACAUCACUCCCUCGCAUCUCGCUAUGCGCAGUCCAGCGUCCCUGCCGCUUCCCCCAGCCACAAUCAUCCACGACCAGCACCUUACCCUUCGCAGUACCAGCAGCAUCCAGCCUACCCACCCCAGCAGCCGCACGUAGACUCGUCAAAGUCGGCUGCUAGCGACUCGGUUUCCCCUGUACCCGCAUCUAUGCACCCUUCAGCCGCGCAGUACGGUUAUAUUUCAGCCCCUCCGCAAGGAUAUCAUAACCGAACACCAUUACUUCCGACAUAUGCAAAACCGUUGUCGCAACAACCGCAACACGCACCACAAAUGUCGCAAGGUGGGUUCGCGAACGAGAUGUACGGCUACCCGGAUUAUAGAGGACCGUACAAUUAUUCUGCUCCGAUGCAGAGUCAUCCUGGUUAUAGGGGUUAUGGGGGUUAUGGAGGUCAGCUGGGGCAGGGGCAGGGGCAGGGGCAGGGUGGUGGUGGCGGAGGAGGAGGAGGGCAGUAUGGGUAUUCUGCGGGAGAUAGGGCUGGGUAUCACCCUCAACAACAGCAGCACAGUGCAAAUGGGAUGGGGAGCGGAGCAAGGAAGUUUGUUGAUGAAGCAGGUGUAGCCGGGGGCCAGCCGCAGCCGCAGCACGCGUACUAUCAGCACCAGCAGCACCAGCAGCACCACGCGCAACAGCUGCAGCAGCAAAAUGGGCAGCCGGGCUACGCUGGCGGACACUAG